Messenger RNA from Cornus florida, 564 nucleotides. RefSeq lists its product as uncharacterized. The transcript has a single exon. Bases 1 to 564 code for a protein of 187 amino acids. The record is from RefSeq and is a predicted model, not a curated record. Lineage: Eukaryota; Viridiplantae; Streptophyta; Magnoliopsida; Cornales; Cornaceae.
AUGUAUCGCUCCAAACUGAGGGCCGUCCACAAGCUAAGGAAGUUAUCCUUGAUAAAUACCAUUACUUCGGGCAGUAUUAAUAUCGGAUUCGGAGAUGAAGAUUUAUCCAGAGUUCAGCUUCCCCACGAAGAUCCACUCGUUAUUAGUCUUCUUGUAGCCAACUGCAUGAUUAAAAGGGUCCUGAUAGACCCUAGCAGUAGUGUCAAUAUUAUAACUAAGGUAACCUUUGAGCAAUUAGAGAUCCCAGCAUCGUCAAUUCGAGCUACAUCCAGUCCCUUGAUGGGGUUUAAUGGAACGAAAGUGGAUCCUAUUGGGGUAAUCGAUCUGUCAGUCACUGCUGCAAAAAGGAUACUGAAAGAAAACUUUGUUCUGACAGAAAUUCAUCUUUCCUACAAUCUCAUCAUGGGAAGAGGUUGGAUUCACCGAAUGAAUGGAGUGCCAUCUACUCUAUAUCAGGUGAUGCGAUACUUAUCUCCAUAUAGAAAAGAAGUCAUUAACCUUUGGGGAGAUCAAGUUGCUGCAAAAGAGUGUUACAUGUUGACACUGAAGGAAGCAAAUAAAUGA